Molecule: messenger RNA, 2541 nt
Organism: Meyerozyma guilliermondii ATCC 6260
Lineage: Eukaryota; Fungi; Ascomycota; Pichiomycetes; Serinales; Debaryomycetaceae
Gene: ZCF32
Product: Zcf32p
Exons: 1
Coding region: 1-2541 (846 amino acids)
Biological process (GO): positive regulation of transcription by RNA polymerase II
Cellular component (GO): nucleus
Molecular function (GO): transcription cis-regulatory region binding; zinc ion binding; DNA-binding transcription factor activity, RNA polymerase II-specific
Source: RefSeq, a predicted model, not a curated record
AUGCGUGCUAAGGAAACGAAAAAAAUCACACGAUCCAGAAAAGGAUGUCAUAACUGCAAAAGGCUCAAGAUCAAGUGUGAUGAAGAAAAACCAAAAUGCUCCAAUUGUGCCAAAUCGAAAGUUACCUGUGACUAUUCAUUGAAAUUGACUUGGGGCGGGCGUCCGUUCAAGUCUGAAAAGAAAAAAACGACAAUCAAAACAGAGCCUCAAUCCCAGACUCAAAACUUCCAAACUACCAAUGGUCUACAUAUCGGAAACUCACAGACCUAUGAUGGAAGUCCUCAGUUUGAAAGUGUAUCUGAUUCGUCCACCAGCUUAAAAGACUUUGGAAAUACUCCGAAGGGCCGAUAUGAUCCGUUCAAAAUUAUGGACUACCGAAGCCCGGUCGAUUCACUGCCAUUUACAACCUAUUCACCUCAGGAACUGGCCACGAGGGACACCGUAGGGCCCCAUGUUUUGCCUCCACCUCCUGCCAAGCAACAGAAAAUCAAGAAAGAAACUCGAGAACUUCCUCCUUUCUUUCCCGAAUCGUCAAUGGGUGGUACUGGGGACGACAACUUGUUCAAACAAUUUGAUGAGUCCACCCUUCAACAAAACAUGUCUGGUAGUGACCAAGCACUCAGUGAUCACAACAACAUCUACCAAGAAAUGCAGACCACAAACUCUAUCACGCUGCAAGUUAGUGACUUUCCCAUGUCGAUACUGUCGUCUCUCGUGGAAUCACUUCCGGAAAUUUCAGAUGGAGUUGAAGUUUUGAGCAAUGCGCUUAACCGAAUAUCCGGACGUAGUCACCAAUUUAACAUUCGUCACUCCAGCAUGCUCAAUAACUACAUUCAAAACUUCGAAGAGAGAAGUCCCACACCUGGCAUUUCUGAUACUGACCCAACAGACUCAGGCAUCAGCAAUACAGAACAAAUCGAGGCAUACGAUUUCAAUAGCUACUCCCAGGACUUGGCCAAAAUCGAAGCAUUCAUACCCAAGUCACCGUCCAACUUUACUCCAGACUUUCUGGGAGAAUUGAGAACCAUUCUCCGUGGAGGAACUCGGAAAAGAGCCUACGAUGAUACAGAGGAUAAGAUCGAAGAAUUGGACGGCUCUCUGUACCCUCUAGAUGAAUUCAACCAAGGAAAUGAGUCUCUUCUGCUAGCGCACGCUUUCACCCCAGCUGAAGUAUUUUCACAGGUCCCACCUCCCUUGACUCCAUUUCCCGAAUUGCUACUUCAAGUGCCAUUUUACAGAAGCCUUAUGCAUUUUUGGGUUCAUUUUGCUUCACUGCAUUUGGUCCCUGCACCAUCCCAUGUCUAUUUGGACAAUCCAUUCAAAGUUAUUCUUCCUCAAAUGGCCAUGGAGUAUCCCGCAAUUCUCACCACUCUUUUAGCAUUUUCAGCAUCUGCAAAGGCACUGUUAACUGGAAUUCGAGAUGUGCCGCAGGUUAUUAUAGAUCAACUUUUGGCUCGCUCAUGCAAUGAGCUCUUAAAGCUGUUAAAGGACAAGAAGGAGGCCACUUCUGACGGCACCCUUGCUACGGUAUUGAUGCUUUCGAGUUAUGAAGCCUUCAACUCAAUUAAUUUUGAGCGUUCCAGAGCUCACACUGUUGGGGCCAGACAGAUUGUUAAGGCUCGCAGACUUAUUUUACCACGAAUCGAAGAAGGUAGCAGCCCAGAAUCUGAUUCAAGUGCAGAUUCUCCAGGACUGGUAGUUGGCCAAGAAAGUGACAUUGCAUUUUUCUUGAUGAGAUGGUUCGUAUACUUGGAUGUUAUUGGUGCAUUAUCUGCCACAAAAAAUUCCCACAACUACCUCACCACGAGAAAUUAUAUGGACGACGGGACAAGACUUGCUGACGAAACUGAGGAGGAUACAGACCACAUCCCGUUGGAUCCCAAGCGAGACAUAGACCAUCUUCUUGGAUUUGACGUCAAAUUCCUUCCACUUUUUUCAGAUGUUGUUUUACUUAUUAGAGAGACCGAGUCUUACGUUCAAGAAAAUGGGGAAGGCAAUCUACCCAUCCUGAUCAUUACAAGAGCAUCUGAGUUGCGAGACAGAAUAUUGAGAUCGUACGAGGUUGGAGAAAGAAGAAGAGAUGUCACCAUAGAUAUAAUCAAGGAUAACGAUGACGACAAGAGCAACAAACGACAUCUCAAAACAAUCAAAAAGCUUAUAGAUCAACAUAUGAUUCUCCGUUGCACAAACAAGGUGUUCUGUGAAAUGGCGUUGCUCAAUCUUUACCGGCGGGCAUUAUUGAUUCCUCGAAAAUCCACGAUAAUACAAAAGCUAACGGGAAGUAUUGCCAUAAUCUUGGACGAAAAAAUCGAACCCAGGUCCACUGCCGAAACUUGCUCCAUCUUCUGUUUCUUUUGUGCAGCAUGUGACACCUUGGAUCCACAAGCACGAAAUAUGUUUGAGACGAGGUUUACGAACAUGGCAAAGACAGGGAAUACCAACGCAGCGAAAAGUCUUCAGAUAAUGAACCGUUGCUGGGAAACGGGAGAUACGUGGAUGCAAGCAUCCAAGGACUUAGAUAUAGACCUUACAUUGUUAUAG